Molecule: messenger RNA, 2019 nt
Organism: Dissoconium aciculare CBS 342.82
Lineage: Eukaryota; Fungi; Ascomycota; Dothideomycetes; Mycosphaerellales; Dissoconiaceae
Exons: 2
Coding region: 189-1802 (537 amino acids)
Biological process (GO): regulation of DNA-templated transcription
Molecular function (GO): zinc ion binding; DNA-binding transcription factor activity, RNA polymerase II-specific
Source: RefSeq, a predicted model, not a curated record
UGACGCUUUUGAAGGAUCAAGCAGAAGAGCUGAUAGGAAGAGCUGAUGAAAUUCCCCUCAAAGCUAGUUCAUCUGUAAGCUUCGAAAAGAUGUAUAGGUAAAUGGAAGUAGGACGGAUUUGCGUAAGGUCUCGAUCUUGUCCGCUCGCACCUUCAUUUUGCCCUCAAAGACCACCUUCUUGAGUCUCGAUGGACUCGGCAGCUGCCUUUGACUCAAUGGCACAUUCAGCCCAUCCACCUACGCGGCAGUCGUGCGACCGUUGCCAUAGACAGAAACUCCGUUGCCGACGCGCUAGCAGCAAGACCUUGGAUGCAUGCGAACGAUGCCAUCGCAAAGGGGUCGAGUGUCUAUACAGUACAAGUUUGCCCAAGGGUCGGCCAUCCGUCUAUCGUCUCAACGAAAAUCAACAGGCUGCGAGACGCCAAGUCCCGGAGUCGACGAGUUCUUCGCUGCCGACGUAUCCGGCCCUGAGUGAACUGAAUCCGGUUCACAUAUCUCCCGAAUCUUUGGUCAUGCCUAUGGUACAACCUCAGCACAAUCAAUCUUUCGGGGACCCCAAUCUCGACUGGGGGCUGCAAAAUAACUGCAUGUCAUUGUCGAUUCCCAUGCAUAAAUAUACGGAUGCUUGUAUGCAGAUCUGGCAGGAUGCCCCCGGAAUUGGAGAACGAAUGAUUGGACUCACGCCUGAUCCAGCCUUGACAUCGAACAUCGACCCUCUCUUGGAGGCUCCGACUUUUCAACCCCCCCAUCCAAUUUCUGAGAUUGCCGAGAGACCACCUGCCGAGGAAAGUGAUGACAAUGCUUCCAGCAAUUUCAGCAGGGAUGAGAUCUUCUCCGAAGCUGAAGAAGCUGACGAAGCUGACGAAAACGAGCAUCCCACCGACAAGCACUCCAGGAAACGCAGAAACUGCAGCCAAGGCAAUAUGAGCUUCACCGCAGAUCAAAGCUCCUUCAGGCUCAACGUCCUAGACUUAUCCCGUCUUAGCACCCAGCUCUCCCAGCUUCUCGGCUCCUCACGAGGCUUUCUCUCCGAAGUCACUGAAGUCUCUCCGAGUUCUGGCGUCGAUUGCUCCGCCGAGCAAGCUAGGACCGCCAUUCGAGCCGUCUUCACCUCCGUCAACGCGUGGCUGACCCAGGGAUCCGUGGAUCUGGAUCCGGCACUCUUAACGCAGGCCAAUUCCGGCCCCAGCAGUCCCUCAGACUUACUCCCGCAUAUCUUUUCCGCAUCCAACCAGGCGAUGAAGAUUUUACAUCAGUUACGUGAAGAUAUAAUGACACCCAAGACGUCAUCGGCGCAGAGUACCGCCUCUAGCUCUGGGCGGCAGAACUCCAUCUCGAGUUGUUAUACUCAGCCAGCUUUCUCCAACGCAAACUCGUCCAUCGAAAGCCUUGGUCCUUCCUCGGGGGAUAGCAGCAGUCGAUCCUACGGCGUCAUCCAUCAACUCGUCGUCGUCUGCUUGACCCUACUCCUCAACAUGCAUAUCGUGAUUCUCAUCGCACUCCAACGCGGCGCCGACGCACUCUGCGAGCGCGAAGAUAACAAUAGCACCCGCUCCGAUCAGCUAUCUGACAAAGUUUCACAGCCUAUAGAUUGUGAGGGACAGAUGCAUCUUCAGCUGGUUUCCCUCGUUCAGAUGUGUUCAUAUUUCAUUCAACGAGAGGAUCAAGGGCUCGAUAUGCUUGUGCUAAAUGGGCUGUCUUCAUACGUUACUGAAAGCUUGCAGACGGAUGUAUGUAAGCUAAGAGUCGAACUGAAGCAGCGACUCGAGCAGUUGCGAGCCAGGCUGGGAAUUGUCAUUUAAAUAUCUAUAUUUUGGGAAAAGUUCGAUUCUGGAGCCUGGAGUUCGGAACAGGGAUUCGCUGGCACUGCGUAUUCGCAGAAGUGCACAAUUAAUAUCAUCAGUAUCGAUCGGAAUCUACAGCUCUCUUCUAUAAUUACGUAUAACGUCGAACAAAACACUGGCCAGUUUGCAAAGCUAGUUCUGACGAAAAUCUCGUUGUUUUCUCAGCAGCGUGAAC